AUGGCAGCCCGUGGUCAAACACUGCGGGAUCGCCAAAUAGCCUCAAUUGAGCGCAUACUAAGCCUGAAUCAUGACGAGGUAUUGGAGGCUGCGAAUGGCACGACAGACACCAAGAACCUCUCUGCGGCCUCUCUUCUGAACGAGAAUGGCGAACCUAUAUGGAAAGUCCUUGUCUUUGACAACCUUGGAAGAGAUGUCAUAAGCAGUGUCCUCAGAGUCAACGACUUACGGAGCAAAGGCGUCACAAUCCAUCUAAACAUAAACUCCCCUCGGUACCCUAUUCCAGACGUUCCUGUCCUUUACCUGGUUGAACCUACUGCUGUGAACAUCCAAUUGAUAUGUUCCGACCUCGCACGAGGGCUGUACAGCCCUGCCUAUGUCAACUUCCUUUCUUCUAUCCCGCGACCACUUCUCGAAGACUUCGCCGCUCAGAUAUCCUCAACAAACACGGCGGAUGCUAUUGCGCAGGUAUAUGAUCAAUACCUCAAUUUCAUUGUCGCGGAGCCCGACUUGUUCAGUUUGGGCAUGGGAAAAGAGUCCUACUGGACAUUUAACAGCGCAAAAGCAGAAGCAGACAUUCAAGAUGCGGCAAUAGACAGAAUAGUAAGCGGACUGUUCAGUGUCAGUGUGACCAUGGGGUCAGUGCCUAUCAUAAGAUGUCCACAAUCGGAGUUGGCAAAAAUGAUAGCGAGCAAGCUAGAUCGGAAGCUCAGAGAUCACGUCCUCAAUUCCAAGGACAAUCUUUUCUCCUCCAAAGCCGCAGGAAAUGUAUACUCGACCCCUUCGAGGCCAGUCCUAAUCAUACUAGACAGGAAUGUUGAUCUCGUCCCUAUGUUGUCGCAUUCUUGGACAUAUCAAUCUCUGGUGCAUGAUGUACUGAAGAUGCAUCUCAACCGUAUAACGGUUGACGUUGCAGAGGAAGGUACCGCGGCCCCGAAAACGAAAGCUUACGACUUGAAUGCAAGCGAUUUUUUCUGGGCACGAAAUGCGAGUGCACCUUUCCCACAAGUGGCAGAAGACAUAGACUCAGAGCUUACGAAGUACAAGACGGAUGCUGAGGAGGUUACAAAGAAGACGGGUGUCAACAGUAUCGAAGAUCUAAACGACAGUUCAGCAUCUGCCGCUCAUCUGAAAGCUGCGAUAACACUACUACCGGAGUUGAGAGAGCGGAAAGCCACGCUGGAUAUGCAUAUGAAUAUUGCAACUGCUCUUUUGAAGGGUAUCAAAGAUCGACAGCUGGACAAUUUUUUCCAGCUCGAGGAAAACAUCACCAAACAGACUGCAGAGCAGAUGCUGGCACUAAUAAAGUCUGAGGACAAAGGCAACAAUCCUCUCGACAAACUACGAAUCUUCAUUAUCUGGUAUCUAAGUGUCGACAAAGAACCGACCAAGUCGGAACUGUCGGAAUUUGAGAGCGCCUUGACAGCUGCUGGAGUAGGCGAUGCAGUGGUCGCGAUCAAGCACAUAUCGAAUGUCAGACUCGAGACAAGAGGCACCAUGAUGGCCUCUACCGUUACAACGUCUCAGCCUUCUCAGGCCCCGCUGUUUGGUGGCCUUUCCUCUUUAUCCAAAAACUUCACAGAUAAGCUUUCUUCUUCGGCAUUGGGCAACGUCAACCUGGACGCUCUCGUAUCGGGCGUGAAGAAUUUCCUCCCUGCAAAUAAGGAUUUGACAGUCACCAAGAUCGUCGAGUCUAUAAUGGACCCGCCAGCCGCUUCGUCCUCUGCGAUCGCCAAAACUGAAAACUACCUCUAUUUCGACCCUCGGAGUGCCCAUGCCCGAGGCACGACUGGCGGCUCAGCUCCAGCAUCUCGUGGUGGUCAAGGUGCAGGAGGCGUCAACCCGAGUUUUGGUCAGAGAAGGCAAGGCUAUUCAGAGGCUAUUGUGUUCACCGUCGGAGGAGGGAGCAUGGACGAAUACGGUAACCUGCAGGAGUGGGUAAAGAGGACUUCUGGCCAGAACGCUGCUGGUGGUAGCGUCGGCUCGGCUCCGCGGACAAGAAGGGUCAUCUAUGGCAGCACUGAACUCGUCAAUGGCGAGGACUUUCUGCAAGAGCUUGUCAGAUUAGGACAAGAUGGGUGA
Exophiala spinifera is the source of this 2082-nucleotide messenger RNA. RefSeq lists its product as uncharacterized. NCBI's taxonomy places the organism in Eukaryota, Fungi, Ascomycota, Eurotiomycetes, Chaetothyriales, Herpotrichiellaceae. The record is from RefSeq and is a predicted model, not a curated record. The transcript has 3 exons. Gene Ontology annotation, biological process: endoplasmic reticulum to Golgi vesicle-mediated transport; intracellular protein transport. Gene Ontology annotation, molecular function: syntaxin binding. Bases 1 to 2082 code for a protein of 693 amino acids. Gene Ontology annotation, cellular component: cytosol; Golgi membrane.